GCCUUUUGUAGAGGUUCUAUUAUCCAAUGCCCCUCCUAAAGAGAACCCCUUUCUCCUUACUGGAACCACCAAAGGACUUGGAUCCUAAUGAGAAGGUGUUCCAAAUUGAUUUCACGAAGGAGAUAUUCCGAGAUUAUCAGGAAUACCUGAAUAGGUUGGAUCUCUACCAUCAGAAUGUAUGGACUUGUAAAGUGUCCGGAAAGUCUAAGCUUACCUACAAGGAAGCUUUGAUCUGUGAGCAACAAGCUGCAGCAAAGGCUCAACAGUUGCCAAAAGAGCUGAUGGCUCCUGUUCUCCGGAUGAUUCAGCACAGCACUCUUAGCUUGACUGAUCUUGUCGACAAAGUAUACAGUAGUCUGGUAUUGGAUCUUUUUGAAGGACUAGAAUUGCAUGCUAAAAAAGAUGGGUCUGAGGCUGCUUGCAAGAUCUUGAAGGUUAUAAGCUCUGAUGGGACCAAGUCAUAUGAAGUGGGUUGGAUUGGUAAAGGCAAUGAAGUAAUCGACACUUCAGUGGUCAAAGCUGAUGAUCUGAUUCGCAAGAAGGCACCUACUAGUCGUAAGGCACUGAAAUUUUUUAUUAGGGAAUCGACAUCAGAAACUUCUCCAUGGACACUGCAUGCAGAUCUUGCAAAGAAAUAUGGGAUACCCACUGAGGUCCCAGUAGAUAUUAUGAAUGGUGAAGGCUUGAACAAAGGGAGGAAAAGAUUUGUAAAUGAAGAAGAUGCCAGCAAAAACUUGAAGAAAGGUCAGUUAGUAGAACCACGGGUUAAAUAUCCAAUUGAUGAUCUUUUAGUAAAGCCUGCAGCAGAUGACCCCAUUUUGUCAAAUAGACCUCCACCAUCUAAAGAUUUCAGAGUGCCUGUAGAUUCUGUGGGAGAUCUCCUUAUGGUAUGGAACUUCUGUUUGUCAUUCGGGAGGCUUCUAUGCUUGUCACCAUUUUCCCUGUCAGAUCUGGAGAAUGCAAUUUGCACCAAAGAAAGCAACCUUGUUCUUGUGGUAGAAAUACAUUCUGCACUUCUCCAUUUGCUUAUUAAAGAUGAGAGUGAAUAUUUUACAAUUCUCCAGAACAAGAAAAAGAUACUAAAGGUAACAUUUGUUAAAUGGUCUGAGUAUCUAUGCAAUUUCCUGGAGAUGAUAAGCAAAGAAGAGUUCUCUGGUAAGGUGUCAACUAUACGAAGGGGUAGUUAUGGUCUUCUUGAGACUCGUCUGAAGCUUAAAAUUCUAAGGGAAUUGGUAGAGGAAGCCAUUACAACUUCUUCUGUGCGAGAGAAGAUAGCUGAACAGAUUGACCAGCAGGGAGCACUUGUAGCUGCAAGAAAAGAAGAUGCUAGAAAGAAUAGGGGAGAGAAACUUAACGUGGAAGGGGUAGCAGAAAACGGAAGAAAUCACACUGAUAAUACACUAGACGGUGACAAGCCUCCUAAGGGUCAGCGUAGUGGGGAAGAACGAGAGGACUUGAACAUUUUAUCUUCCAGCAAAAUGUUUCUGAGAAGACACCCUGAAACAGAAAUGGAGCAGCAAUCUGUACUACCCAGUCCUCUUGGAAAAGACAGAUUCUAUAACAAGUAUUGGUUCUUUAUGUGCGAAGGAAGACUUUUUGUUGAAAGUGAAAAUUCCAGAGAGUGGGGUUACUACAGCACUAAGCAAGAGCUUGAUGCACUCCUUGGAUCAUUCAACAUCAAAGGCAUAAGGGAGAGAGCACUCAAGCGUCAGCUUGACAAGCUCUAUGAUAAGAUAAGAUGA
Messenger RNA from Sorghum bicolor (sorghum), 1742 nucleotides. RefSeq names its product DDT domain-containing protein DDB_G0282237. Lineage: Eukaryota; Viridiplantae; Streptophyta; Magnoliopsida; Poales; Poaceae. The transcript has 9 exons. The coding region runs from base 27 to 1742 and encodes 571 amino acids. The record is from RefSeq and is a predicted model, not a curated record.